Bombus impatiens (common eastern bumble bee) is the source of this 3014-nucleotide messenger RNA. RefSeq lists its product as uncharacterized. Lineage: Eukaryota; Metazoa; Arthropoda; Insecta; Hymenoptera; Apidae. The transcript is spliced from 4 exons. Bases 2496 to 3005 code for a protein of 169 amino acids. The record is from RefSeq and is a predicted model, not a curated record.
AUUUAUUUAUGCUCUUUGUAAGAUUUGAUUAAUGUUGUCUGUUGUAUCUAAUCUAUUACUACAUUAUGUAAAAACCAUUUUAAACGAUAGCAAUAUAGGAUAGUCUAUAACAAUUGUUUAUAAUGUCUGUUUUAAUAGAUGUCAUACUUUGAUAAUGUCAUCAAUUUCAAAAAAUUAUAUUAUUAUGCGUAGAAAUACCAAAUAUAAAAUAAGAGAGGAGCCUGAUACAUUUUUGUACAAUUACAACGUGUGACGACAGUUACUAAUAGAAAAUAAUUGUGAAAUGUUACUUUACAUUCCAGAAACGUACUUCGGUGUAUAACUGUGAGUUUCUUUUUCCUCUUUAACUUUAGCGUGUGAUUAAAAAUGUAUGCUCAUGCUUUUAAUUCGUUUGUCAGCAUCGUUGACAUGCGUAAACGAUUGGAGUGCAUUGUUAAGGUUGCAAGUUGCUAUGUCAAUUCCACUUUCUAACAUUCUUAGUCGUAAUUAUCAAAUACUAAUACUAUGAAAGUUGUGUUGCGCGCACAAUUAAAGAAGGAAACCAGACAUUCUACAAUUGAUUGCAUCCUUAACAGCAUAGGACUCAAUUUAAUUUUAUUAAGAUAUAAUUUAAAAUAAAAGCCCAUGUUACGAAUAUCUUCGUCAAUGAUCCCGUUUAACCAGUUAUUAAGUAUAAGUAUUAAAUACUCAAGCUAAAGAGAGUGCAUGUGUUUUUUACAUUGCAUUCCCAAUAGGUGCCUAAAUAUCCAAUUAUGUAUAUUACCUUGUAUGAAUUUAUAAAAAAGACACUCUGUGGAUCGAUCAAAAGUGGUUUAAAGAUACUUUAAAUUUAAGUUUUUAUUCGUUAAGUAAUCUUCAAUAUGUUCCGAAUAAUUGAGCAUAGACAAGCGUCGUGCCAUAGUUUAUUAAUUUUAUCUGUAUAACAACCGAAGAUAACGAUUAGGUCGUUUCAUCAACUGUAUUAUUAGAUUCUUCGAGUUUACGUUAUAGUAACAGUUUAUAUGCAAGUCAUUUAAUUUCAUUAUGCAUAUAACUGAACUUAAUUUUAGUUUGAUAAUUUGGCAAUUUUCUUCGAAAGUCUUUGAUAUAAGAAUACGCAUGUACAGGACGAAAUUAAUAUUUGGUACAUUUAUCCGACUCUUCUUUGUUAAAAAUAAGUUUUCAAUUUUGAUUGCUUGUACAGAAUGUUACGAGGUGUUUGUACAAAACAUUGAGACACACAUAUAUAAUAUCAUAUAAUAUAUAGAAUCGACCGUGCGAUGAUAUUGAAGAAUGAAUACUCUAUGUCAGAAUUAUUACAAGAAACACGACGCGUAUAAAUAUUAUAAAUACAAAUGUUAGUUAGAUGUAAUUACUUGACAACAAACUAUUAAUUACUUAUAGAAUGAAUGUGUUAAUUAAGUCAAGCAUAUAAUUUCUCUCGAAUGUAUGGUAUACGUUUAGUAUUUAUUCAUAUUUCCGAUCUAGUCCAAUUGAUAUUAAGGUAAACUGGUAUGUAGAUUAUGUUUACUUCCUAUGAGCGACAAGACACAGUCGAUUUAUGUAUGGCAAGCAAUUUCUCUUGUUUUUCAAAGUGAGUGAGUCGGAAACAAAAGAAGGAUUGUGUAGUUAAUGACGCAAUAUCAACGAAUACAAACAUUGAGAAACUGUAUUAUAACAUUUUGAGAAACAUACAAAUAAGAAAUAGAUAAAUACAAGACAGGAAAGUUUUUAUAAUAAUUAACAUUUUUAAACAUUUAAUUUGUAAAUUGCAAGAAUUGUUUGCUUCGAAAAUGUAUAAGGAAGUUGAAUUAAUGAAUUAAGUAUACAGAUUAAGAUUUGAAAAAAAGCAGAUAUUUAGAAAUAUGUGAGCAUUUGAACGUUUAGAUUCUAGUUAAUCUAGUUUAGAUUCUAGUUAAGUUUUUCGUGAAAAACUAUUAAAUAUAGUUGUAAAAACUUUUUGUCUGACUUGUUACGACUUUGAAAAAUUAUGGAACUCCUCGCAAACAUAGAUCAGUUUACAGCUGUUGUAUCGAAUCAUAUUAGGCUAAUUAUAACACUCUACUUCUGAUUCAAUCAAUGUAAAUAAUAAUCUUUUACUUCUAACGGCGUUUUAAGAACAAAUAAAGUUUAAAAAAAUCAAAGUAUCGGAGAUGUAAACAUUCUUGGUAAUUAAUUGCAAAAUUCAAUUAUAGUUACUAUACGUUGUAUAACAAAUAAAAAAUAUAUAUAUAAAUGAUUAAUUUAUCGACUAUUAUUGUUUUACUAUUUACAUUUUCAUUCGAUCAGCGAAAUAUAUUUCUGUGAAUUUUUUCUUUUAAAGAAUUCGACCUUAUCAAAUUCUCGAGCAUUGAAUAUUGCCAACAGUCAAAGGAUCACAAAUAAUUAUGGCAUUACAAACAUAUGAACGUAAUUAAAUGUUCUAGUUGCUGUCACUUGACAGUUUAAUUUUGUUUUAAUUCGUGUUACGUUAAUUUCAAGUUUUAUUAAAUUUCUUUUCAAGAAAUGUGUUUAUCAUGGUUUCUGGAGAAGAUUGUUCAUAUACGGACGCAACAGAAUCUUCUAACAUAACAUCUCUGCAGACAGAAUCUACUUAUUCGGUUAAUGCCAAUGUUAAGGAACCUCUUUGUGACCCUGUGAAUAGAGAGGACGAUCCUUUUCAACAACUUAACUUUAAAGACUGUAAAUGUCGAGAGAUACAUUCAGCUGUACACCACGGAGCAUCUCUGGAACCGUGCAAGAAAGAUUCACCGAAAGAGAAGAGUUUGGUAGAGCCGUCUUCAAGUCCAUGUUUAUGUCACGGUCACAAGAUAACUUAUACUUUACCUUUGAAGUACAGAGAUGAUAAAUCACGACUAUUUUGGUGUCCCUUUAAGUGGAAGUGGCCAAGGAAGGAAUACUUAGAAAGCAAAGACAAAUCAUACAAAGUGAAAUUAACACCAAAGAAAUGUCCCCAUUAUGCGGAGGUAGAGCACAAUAUACACAUUAAUAGAAUAACAUUAUUUUAUUUUUCCUUUUAUUCUUAAGUACGAACA